CACCUUUGCAGUGACGUAAACUUCCUGCGACAGUCCACAGGGAGGCAUCAUGGCGGCGGCUAAUGGGAAGAAGCGUGGUCUUGAACAUUUGGACGAAUAUGAGCCUAAACCAGCCAAGCAUCUCCGCAGUCUGCACGACCGCAUGGCGGAGAGGAGGCUGGUGGUUAUUCUGGAGGGUGCGUCGUUAGAGACGGUGAAGGUCGGGAAAACAUUUGAGCUGUUAAAUUGCGACCAACACAAAAAUAUGAUCAUCAAAAGUGGAAGAGAUCCCGGAAAAAUAAGACCAGAUAUCACACAUCAGUGUUUGCUCAUGCUGAUGGACAGUCCGUUGAACAGGGCGGGGCUGUUGCAGGUUUACAUCCACACAGAGAAAAACGCUUUAAUCGAGAUCAACCCGCAGACCCGCAUCCCAAGAACAUUCACACGCUUCUGUGGCCUUAUGGUUCAGCUGCUGCACAAACUCAGUGUCAGGGCUGCUGAUGGUCCUCAGAAGCUCCUGAGGAUGAUUAAAAAUCCAGUGUCUAAUCACCUACCUCCUGGCUGCCCUCGUAUCAGCACCUCCUUCUCUUCGGGAGAGGCCGUGUGCCCACGGACUUUGGUACCAGAGGGACCAGCCGCAGUGGUGAUUGGAGCAUUCGCACAUGGAGCGGUUAACGUGGACUACACAGAGAAGACAGUGUCCAUCAGUAACUACCCCCUAUCUGCAGCACUGACCUGUGCCAAGAUAUCCUCUGCCUUUGAGGAGGUGUGGGGCGUUCUGUGAUGGAUAAAGUGCUGAUGCUGACUGGAAAGAGACAGUUGACUACAUGGACCUUAUUUCAGUGGACUAGAAACACUGGACUGAAUGUCCAAUGAUGCCCAAUGUUCAAUCCUGUUAUACGUAAUCGAUGGCA
Oreochromis niloticus (Nile tilapia) is the source of this 893-nucleotide messenger RNA. RefSeq names its product EMG1 N1-specific pseudouridine methyltransferase (gene emg1). Gene Ontology annotation, biological process: rRNA base methylation. The transcript is spliced from 5 exons. Bases 50 to 763 code for a protein of 237 amino acids. Gene Ontology annotation, molecular function: rRNA (pseudouridine) methyltransferase activity; rRNA binding. The record is from RefSeq and is a predicted model, not a curated record. Gene Ontology annotation, cellular component: small-subunit processome; nucleus. NCBI's taxonomy places the organism in Eukaryota, Metazoa, Chordata, Actinopteri, Cichliformes, Cichlidae.